AUGGGAAAUAUUUUAAGAAAUUAAAAAGAAAUAUCAAGAAAUUUGGAUAAAAUUGCUUAAGGUUAAGUUUAGGAUACACCUAAUAUUUUGAUUAAGGAAUCCAAAUAAGGGAAUGUUGAUGUCAUAAAACUCAAUUUGCAGAUAAUUAAUGCGGAAAUAGUCUAUGAUUCUGUUGAUAAAAUUCAGUUGGAUCUAACUUUCAGCAGCCAUAUAAAUUUCUAAAUGAUAGUUCAUACAUUUGUUACUGAAACCAAAGGAGGGAAACAGCAAAGAUAUGAAAAAAGCAUGCCAUCAAGUACAUCGCAAUAAUUUAAAUGUCCAUCAGGAUUGAACUACUAAUUUCCUACUAAAUACAUAGAGUUCAUGAUUAUUGAUCUUCUAAGAUUUUAGAAAAUGAGAAUAAUUCCAGACGCAUAAUAUCACACUCUAAUAAUCGAAAUGAGAGCUCUAAAUUCAAAAAGCUUCCAGAUAAUUUACUUUUAUCGUAUAGAUUGCAACGAAUAAACCUAUUAAUGUGAAUUGACUAAUACAAAAUAAAUUCUGAUACAAAAGGGCCGCUUUUUUGAAAUAAAUGAACUCUAUGGUGUAUAAAAUACUCUAUUCAAUCCUGAAUGGAACCCUAACACAAUAGAAGACAAAGAAUGUGUAAUUUGUUUUUAUAAUAUGAUUAAUACUGUACUCUUGCCUUGCAAACAUAUGUGCACUUGCUCUGUCUGCGCUGAUCAUAUCAUUAUGAGUUAGAAAAUUAAGCAAUGUCCUCUUUGCAGAAUCGACAUCAAUAAUUACUUGGCUUUAGAAAUUAAGGAUAAGUAGAGACAGGACGUAUAGUUACAAAAAUACAAAGAGGAAUAGCAAAAGUACUUAGAAUCCAUUAAAGAUAAGAAGGAAUAAUAAGCAAUAAAGCAAGGUUCAAUUAUGGAAUAAUUAAAAUCUAAGCUAAAAGAAGAAUAGAUGAAAUAACAACAAUUAAAGAUUAAGAAUAUGAAAUAUUUCAAUGAUCUUGAUGAUUUUAAUUAGGAUAAUGAAUAAAAUGAAAACAUCUAUGGCAAUUAGAGUUUUUGUUCAUAUGAUGAAAACUAAAAUGACCCAGAUCACAAUUAAUUCAACAAUUCAGUUAAAGAUAACAGACAACUGAAAUUCGAAGAUGACAAUAACUUAAGAAUAUCUAAUCAAUUCGAUGACGACAAGCAAAAGAGUACUGCUAAUCAAAGAAGUCCUUGUGAUAGAGAUUUCUUAAGUAGCUAUUAAUAAUAAUAGGAAAUGAAAGAUUCCAGAUAAAACCCUCUCAUAAACUAAAGUAUCUCAGUUGAAAAUGACAUAUCCUAAGAUUAAGUUCACUCCCCCCAAUAGCAUUAAGUUUCAUUGGAAGUCACAAACAAAGAUGAUGAAUAAAAUCUAAAUCUAUCUUCUUAAUAACAACUCGCAUAAUAAAAUGGGAUUAAAUUACAAGUAAUUUAGGAAACAGCAAAAGAGUGUUAAGACAUUAUUAUAGAAUUUCAAUAACAUUAGGAGUGUUAACAAUAAACUAAUACUUAAUUGAUUGAUUUUUUUGAUGAAAUUUCAGAAUAAAAUGAGGAAUCUAAGCAAUAAAAUAGAAUUAAAUCUCUUUCUUAAUUUGAAUUGCACUAAUAACCUUAAUAGUUUCAAUAAUAAUAAUAACAAUAAAAACCAACAAACUUGAAAACACCUCAAUAAUAUAAUUAUGGCUUAAUAUAAAAUGAUUUAUAAGAUGAUAUGAAUUAAUUCGGAGAUAAGAAUUUCCCUUAGUUUAACGAUUUUAAAUUAAAAACAAACUAAUCUCAGAUAUCCAAUGAGCAAAAUCAAGAUUUUUAUAAAUCAGUCAGAUCAGCAGAGUAUAUGUAAGAUAAUGAGUAAAGACUCGAUCAAGAACAUGGUAUUCAGAAGCAAGCUUCGUUAAUUGAUUUGGAAGAUAAACAAGAAGAAUAGAAAGAUCCUUCUGAUUCGAAAGAAUGUAGGAGUGAAUAAAUUUCAUUGAUAGCUUUUGAUUGA
Paramecium tetraurelia is the source of this 2010-nucleotide messenger RNA. RefSeq lists its product as uncharacterized. NCBI's taxonomy places the organism in Eukaryota, Ciliophora, Oligohymenophorea, Peniculida, Parameciidae. Gene Ontology annotation, cellular component: cytoplasm. The transcript is spliced from 4 exons. The record is from RefSeq and is a predicted model, not a curated record. Gene Ontology annotation, molecular function: ubiquitin protein ligase activity. Gene Ontology annotation, biological process: protein ubiquitination.